Molecule: messenger RNA, 462 nt
Organism: Gryllus bimaculatus (two-spotted cricket)
Lineage: Eukaryota; Metazoa; Arthropoda; Insecta; Orthoptera; Gryllidae
Source: the annotation of a GenBank genome assembly
AUGAUUAUUAUUAUUAUUAUUAUUAUUAUUAUUAUUAUUAUUAUUAUUAUUAUUAUUAUUAUUAUUAUUAUUAUUUAUUUUAUUUCCUCAUUUCAUUGCUCAGCGCUAGAUAACAUGUCGCAACUGGCUGGACGUCGCGGGAAUAGGCGCUGCCAUCGCCUACCAGCUGCAAGACGCCGGCGUCAAUGUGGUAGCUCUAGCAAGAAGGAAGGAGAAGAUUCAGCCGCGGGAGAACUUCCAUCGGGAAGGUUGCCAGCCCUGGGAAGCUCCACGCGCUCAAAGGACAUCGUCAACACCUUCAAGUGGAUCAAGGAUAACCUCGGCGUCGCUCAUAUUGUGGUGAACAACGCGGGGUUGGGAGACAGUACCCCAUUGGACGCUGAGGAACGUAAUAAUAAUAAUAAUAAUAAUAAUAAUAAUAAUAAUAAUAAUAAUAAUAAUAAUGACGCUUGUAAAAACUGA